Cadophora gregata is the source of this 1045-nucleotide messenger RNA. RefSeq lists its product as uncharacterized. The transcript has 4 exons. Bases 93 to 689 code for a protein of 198 amino acids. Lineage: Eukaryota; Fungi; Ascomycota; Leotiomycetes; Helotiales; Ploettnerulaceae. The record is from RefSeq and is a predicted model, not a curated record.
AAGCGUCUGUUCUGUCUUCUCCAUCCUGCAAAACGCUCCCAAGUAGGUCUACCGUCCAGACAGAGCCUGGAAGAUUAGAGAAAUUCUCUAUCAUGUCAUCCACAUCCGAAACCACUCUUGGGACUCCGUCCAAACCUAUAUCGAAUGGUAAUCCAAGAACUCCUCUACCCGAUGGUCCACCAAACUCCGCUUCUUCACCGACCAUAACGGUAUCACCCAGGAAGGUCACCCCUGAGGCUUCUGGAGUAGAUAUUCAAGUCCCGUCAUCCAUAAUACCACCUGAAUCCGAGUCUGCUCCGGUCAAGAAACCUGCAAGGGUCGACAGUCAUGAGACCCAACAGCCCGAAGAGACUGAUGAGGAGGACGAGGACGAGGAAGAUGAGGAGGACGAGGAUCAGGAUUUGCCAAAGUUUGACUGGAGUGAUUUUGAGCAUCGUUAUACGGAGACGCUCAAAAGCCAACAUGAAGAAGAGGUCGAGAUCAUCGAUGAAUUUGACUUAUAUGCAACGUCUUUUAUGGUCUGGGCUCAAGCUGCUGCUCAGCGAGAUAAUGGUAGAAUGUCCAAGAGACUCAAAACCCGCGUCAGAUUUACCCAGCUAGCUGAGGAAUCCUUGGAAGACAAAAAGAAUCAUUAUUUGGAAGUUGUUGGUGCUUUCCAAACGGCUAUGAAUAUGCUUCGCCGAACAUGAUGAACAGGCGAAAGUCUUACUCUGUCGCGCCAUAGCCUGCCAAAAUCAUGUUACAUAUCGGUAUGCCUUGUUUUUGGCGUUGUUUGUCCCGAUUAUGGCAGGCAUGGAGCAUCUUGCUGUUCUUGGGGGCCAGAUUUCCAUAAAGCUUCCGUUCUUCCAUGUUACUAUAGCUAGCUAGCUACCGAGAUACCCAAUUGCACAGCCUUUCCUUCUGUAGCAAAUUCAAUUUAAGCGCUUUGAUGGUAGGGAAUAAUCACCUUCGCCAAUGCCUGUAUAUCAUUGGUAGAGCGGCUCUUCUUAUGCAUUUCAAGUAGCUACAAGAGUCUUCAGAUAAGUCAUGCAAUUUUUCAAGGAGC